This is a messenger RNA of Anopheles moucheti, 4364 nucleotides long. RefSeq names its product E3 ubiquitin-protein ligase mind-bomb (gene mib1). Gene Ontology annotation, biological process: protein ubiquitination. Bases 497 to 4090 code for a protein of 1197 amino acids. NCBI's taxonomy places the organism in Eukaryota, Metazoa, Arthropoda, Insecta, Diptera, Culicidae. Gene Ontology annotation, cellular component: cytoplasm. The transcript has 6 exons. The record is from RefSeq and is a predicted model, not a curated record. Gene Ontology annotation, molecular function: zinc ion binding; protein binding; ubiquitin-protein transferase activity.
AGUGCGCUGUAUCAUUGUAAAACUAGUGCAAUAUAGUGAAAGGGUAGAAAUAUCGGUGCCGUGCACGAUAUUAGCGUGAAUGGUAGUUUGUGCGUUUGCGUUCCUUUCUACGUUGCAGAGACCACCCUUCGCACAAUUCAAGUUCUAUUGGUGUUGCUUUGACACUAUUUUCCCAACGCACAUACACACACACACGUAGCACACACAGGUACAGGCAGGGAAAAGUGGACUGCAUUAGAGAAAUACGGGAAAAGUUGUGUAAAAAGUAUAAACAUUUCACAAAACACUCUUCUAAAGAGCAAUAGUAGUAAUCGUGUAGCAAGGUGCAAGUGAGGCCACAUAACAGCAACAUACGCAGGAAAGGAAACCCAUUCCCUGCGUUGCUGCUGCCCUUCUUCGCUCGAUCUUCAUUGAGUGUAUCGAAAGGUGGCAAAAGAGUCUGCAGCCUCCGGAUCCGGAUUGCGUCCACAAAUUCCGAUGCACACUGGACACAACGAUGGCCUGUGGUAGUACUUCCUCGACAACCAGCAUGGAAUUGGUUCCGGCGGGUCCAAUGAAUGUUGCAGCCGCAGCACGACCUUCACGCUUUACGAUGGAAGGUGUCGGAUCACGGGUCAUCCGUGGACCGGACUGGAAAUGGGGCAAACAGGACGGUGGCGAGGGACAUGUCGGUACGGUGCGAAACUUUGAGUCCCAGGAGGAGGUGGUCGUCGUUUGGGAUAAUGGAACCGCGGCCAACUAUCGGUGUGCCGGUGCGUACGAUCUGCGCAUCCUGGACAGUGCACCGACGGGCAUUAAGCACGAGGGUACGAUGUGUGACACGUGCCGGCAGCAACCCAUAUUCGGCAUCCGUUGGAAGUGUGCCGAAUGUAACAACUACGAUCUGUGCUCGAUCUGCUAUCACAGCGACAAGCACCAUUUGCGGCACCGGUUCCACCGUAUCACCACCCCGGGUGGUGAGAAAACGUUGCUGGAACCGCGUCGAAAGUCGAAGAAGAUUGCCGUCCGGGGAAUAUUUCCGAGCUCGCGCGUUGUGCGCGGCGUAGACUGGCAGUGGGAGGACCAGGACGGGGGCAACGGAAGGCGCGGCAAGGUGAACGAAAUUCAGGACUGGUCGUCGGCAUCACCCCGGUCGGCCGCGUACGUUGUGUGGGACAAUGGGGCGAAAAAUUUGUACCGCGUCGGGUUCGAGGGCAUGGCCGAUCUGAAGGUAAUGAACGAUGCAAAGGGUAUGACCGUGUACCGGGAUCAUCUGCCGCUGUUGGGCGAGUACGGGCCAGGCCGGGCACCGAACAACUUCCAGAUCGGCGAUCAGGUGACGGUGGAUCUUGACAUUGAGAUCGUACAAUCGCUACAGCACGGACACGGCGGAUGGACGGAUGGGAUGUUCGAAUGUCUCAGCACCACCGGUACGGUGGUGGGCAUUGACGAGGACCACGACAUAGUGGUCGCCUAUCCUAGCUCCCACCGUUGGACGUUUAAUCCGACCGUGCUGACGAUCGUGUCCUCGCCGAUGAUGAUGCUCACCGACAAUCAGCCGCAACAGUUCGCGGUUGGUGAUUUCGUUAAGAUAUGUAGCGAUCUAGAACGUAUCAAAAUACUGCAGCGCGGUCAUGGCGAAUGGGCGGAGGCGAUGGUGCCGACACUUGGAAAAGUAGGCCGCGUUCAACAGGUGUAUCAUGACAACGAUCUGAAGGUGGAAGUUUGUAACACAUCCUGGACUUAUAAUCCCCUUGCCGUGACGAAAGUUGCUUCCUCCUCCGAUGGUGCCACUGCCGUAACAACGAACGGCGAACGGCUGUCGGCGAUAUUGAAGAAACUUUUCGAACCUCACACCUCGGGCGAUACCACCGAAGAGCUGGUAAAAGCCGCCGCCAACGGGGACAAAGCGAAGGUGGAAAAGUUUCUCACCGGUGCGACUGCCGAGCAGAAUGUGACACCAUCGUCCUCCAGCAUGGGCGAAACACAGCCGGUCGUGAAGGUCGAUGUGAACGGUGUGUUUGCGGGACACACGGCCCUGCAAGCAGCAAGCCAGAACGGACACCUCGAGGUGAUCGAGAUACUGCUCCGACACAGCGCCGACGUGGAGAUUGAAGAUAAGGAUGGCGAUAGAGCCGUCCAUCAUGCAGCGUUCGGCGAUGAACCGGGCGUUAUGGGAAUGCUAGCGAAGGCUGGUGCUGAUUUGAACGCACGCAACAAACGCCGUCAAACGGCGCUUCACAUUGCCGUGAACAAGGGGCACUUUAACGUGGUAAAGACGCUGCUGGAGCUAAACUGUCAUCCGAGUUUGCAGGAUUCGGAGGGCGAUACGCCACUGCACGAUGCGAUCUCGAAGGAGCACGACAAUAUGCUGGCGCUGUUGCUUGAUAACGGUGCGGACAUCACGCUGACCAAUAAUAAUGGGUUCAAUGCAUUGCACCAUGCGGCGCUGAAGGGAAACCCUAGCGCGAUGAAGGUUUUGCUUACAAAAACGAACCGCCUGUGGAUCGUGGAGGAGAAAAAGGAUGACGGAUACACGGCACUGCAUCUGGCUGCGUUGAACAAUCACGUGGAGAUCGCGGAACUGCUCGUCCGCAUGGGCAAAGCAAACAUGGACUGCCAGAAUGUGAACCUGCAGACGGCGCUGCAUCUAGCGGUCGAGCGGCAGCACGUGCAGAUCGUGAAGCUGCUUGUGCGGGAAGGCGCCAAUCUUAACAUUCUGGACAAGGAUGGCGACACACCGUUGCAUGAGGCGCUGCGCCAUCACACACUGUCGCAAUUGCGCCAGCUGCAAGAUGUUGAAGGAUUUGGAAAAAUACUUAUGGGGCUGAGGAAUAAUACGGACAAAAAAGCGUCGGCAUCGAUCGCCUGCUUUCUAGCAGCAAACGGAGCUGAUUUGACGGUGAAGAAUCGCAAGCUGCAAACACCGUUGGACUUGUGUCCCGAUCCGAACCUAUGCAAAACAUUGAUCAAGUGUUACAACGAGCGGAAAACGGACGAUAUGGACAUGAUCGCGGCAAGCGGAGUUGGUGUUGGAACUAGCAUGCAGCCGAAUGUGAUGAGAGCUGGUCUCCGAACGAACGCCGGCGAACCGACCGCUUCGACGUCAGGCUCGUCUUGCAAUCCCGGCACAAGUGGUCUCAGCACCGGUGGAUUGAAUCAUGCACAGAUCGAUGCUACCCUGCUGAUGGGUUUGAGCAAAAUGUCAAUCCAACCGAGCGCGGCCGGCGAGGCGAAUACGAACAUGAGCGUUAAUCACAGCGCUAGCGCAGGUGGUGGUGCUGUCGGUGGCAGCAGCGGACCGCUGGACGAAUGUCUGCUCUGUUCCGACCAGAAACGUGACACGGUGUUUAAACCGUGCGGGCACGUCGUGUGCUGCGAAAACUGUGGACCACGGAUCAAGAAGUGUUUGAUCUGUCGCGAGUCGGUGCUAUCGCGCGAAAAGAUCGACGAGUGUCUCGUUUGCUCCGACCGGAAGGCGUCGGUGUUCUUUAAACCUUGCGGGCAUAUGGUUGCGUGUGAGCAUUGUGCGCCGAUUAUGAAGAAAUGCGUCCAGUGUCGUACGCAGCUCGAACAGAUGGUACCGCUGUCGGUGUGCAGUGGCGGGCAGGGCAGUGUCAUCAAUAUUCAGCAUCACGUGGACGACAGCAAGAAGGAUCUGCUGCACAAUCAUAACGCAUCGCAACAGCAGCAGUUGUUGCAGGGUACGAACAAGGCAGGCCUUGGCGUUGCCAUGAACAACACAAUGUCACCGAACGCCAGCUCAAUGGCGGGCGUGGCAGCUGGUGUCCUGAGUAGUAAUGGACUGCUGGCGGGUGGAGGAGGAGGUGGUUCUUCCAGCAGCAACAACACAACGCCACUGACCACCACCAACAAUACCUCGGUUGCGUCCGGUGUUGCACCGAACAAUCUCAAUCUGGUGGACGAUUUUCAGAAGCUGCAACAGCAACUGCAGGACAUUAAGGAACAGACAAUGUGCCCGGUUUGUUUCGAUCGCAUCAAAAAUAUGGUUUUCCUGUGCGGCCAUGGUACGUGUCAGAUGUGUGGCGAUCAGAUCGACGGCUGUCCAAUCUGUAGGAAGACGGUGGAGAAACGUAUUCUUCUAUUCUAAGCCGGAAUGUUGCGGGAUAGAUUCCAUUCCACGUAGAAUUUAAUUAACGGCAGUACUCAUAAGUUUUAAGUUUACUGUUACUGUUGAAGAGUUAGGGUUAGCUAGCUAUAUGCACAUCAGUUUACAUUCAUUCUUAUGUUUUAGUCUUCCUCUGCACAAAAAAGCCCCUGGCACAUAUUGCAGGUUUGGUGUGCACAAACAAGGAUAUUUACUUGUGCUUGUGAGGCACUGCGACACGAAAAGCUUUAGUGUGUUAUAUAGGCUGCAUUUUUAC